AUGUCUGAGCCGAUCACCUCUCAGCCAACAAAGCUAGUAGCACCCCAGCCGGCUCAGACAGCGCCUACCCAGACAGCGCCUACCCAGACAGCCCCUGCCGAUGUGCUGACAUCAUCCCACCCGCUGGCAAGUGCCCUCUUGGGAUCGGAUGCGACCGAAAAUGAAGAAAUCGCCAAAAUCUGGGCGGAAGUGCAAGAUAGAGUGAGGCAACUGUCUGCAAGAGAGGGCAAGCAGAUCAUUCUAUCAAAAGAACAUAGAUCAAUUACCCAGUCUCCUCCAAGUUCCGACUUAUAG
Molecule: messenger RNA, 294 nt
Organism: Penicillium angulare
Lineage: Eukaryota; Fungi; Ascomycota; Eurotiomycetes; Eurotiales; Aspergillaceae
Exons: 1
Coding region: 1-294 (97 amino acids)
Source: RefSeq, a predicted model, not a curated record